Racocetra persica is the source of this 511-nucleotide messenger RNA. The record is from the annotation of a GenBank genome assembly. NCBI's taxonomy places the organism in Eukaryota, Fungi, Glomeromycota, Glomeromycetes, Diversisporales, Gigasporaceae.
AUGGCUCACGUUUAUUAUCGUCAUUAUUUUGCCAACAAGAUUAUUUACGAUGUUAAGCGGGACAUUGUUCACAAGAUUUUACAAAUUCAAGGGAAUUACGAGGAAAAAGAGGCUCUUAAUGUUCUUACUUAUGAUCUGCGUAAUUUCGCGGAUAUGGUAGUAUUUGUUCCUAACCAGAUUUUUCUUCUAAUUCUCAGCGCUAUUUAUACUUUUAUCGGCCUUAACAAGGCUCGGGAUAAUGAUUUAUUAUUUCAAAAACAGUUAGAAAAACAAACCAAAAAGGAAAAUGCUUUAAUUAAUAAUCGUAAUCUCAUAAUUAAAAAAGGCUUAUUUUUUACUUUUCGAAAAGAAUAUCAACCAAUUGUAGCGAAAACGAGAAAACGUUUGAAUGAAUUCCUGGCUCGAGAAGAGCGGAACGAUAUUCAAAACAAUUUGAUUAUCAAAGAACCAAUUACGGUUAUUUCUUUUCAAGAAGGGCAACUUAACUAUUUAACGGGUGCUAACGGGUUCG